Hirsutella rhossiliensis is the source of this 2538-nucleotide messenger RNA. RefSeq names its product THO complex subunit 1 transcription elongation factor domain-containing protein. Gene Ontology annotation, cellular component: THO complex part of transcription export complex. NCBI's taxonomy places the organism in Eukaryota, Fungi, Ascomycota, Sordariomycetes, Hypocreales, Ophiocordycipitaceae. The coding region runs from base 1 to 2538 and encodes 845 amino acids. The record is from RefSeq and is a predicted model, not a curated record. The transcript is spliced from 5 exons. Gene Ontology annotation, biological process: mRNA export from nucleus; regulation of DNA-templated transcription elongation.
AUGCCCGCUCUCGACAUCCAGAACCCAGGCGUCGCUGCCGUAGCAGGCGCCGGGGCGCUCCUGGCCGAUCUUCUCCAAGAUGCCGAGCUCGCAAAGCCGACGUCGGCCCUCGAGCCAGUUCUGAAUCCGUCCGAUCUCGGCUCCCUCGAAGGUCGCAUCUCGGCCUCUCUCGUCAGCCUCGCCGCCUCGGACACGGACAAUAACCUCGAGGCUGCCAAGACGCUCCAUUUCGCCAUUCUCGAAACUGCUGCCAGAGAUCUCUUCGGUCGGCUAAUCGCCACUACUUCCAUCGACUCUCCCGAAUUUGUCAAAAUGUGGAAUCUCCUCGACAUACUCUCGAUCCUGUCAGACAUGGGCCAAUGCGAUCCCGCACUGCUGUUCUGGUUGGUCGAGGAGCUGCUCGACAGCCAAACCAUAGCUGGCUGCCGCAAGAUAUUCGACUACCUCGAGUCGCGUCGCGAGCGCAUUACAUCCAAGCACUUUAAGCAAAAGAACCUGGUCAUACUGCGAAGUUGCAACGAGCUCCUCCGCCGGCUAUCCCGCGCCGAGGACACGGCCUUUUGCGGGCGGGUCUUCAUCUUCCUCUUCCAGAGUUUCCCCUUGGGAGACAGAAGCUCUGUCAACCUUCGAGGCGAAUAUCACGUCGAGAACGUCACCAAUUUUGAGCCCCCGAGGGCUUCCGAGGAAGAUUCCAAAAUGGUCAUCGAUGAUCAGAUAAUGCCAAAGGACUCGACAGACACCAAAGCGGGCAACAAAGCCGUGCCCAAGAAGACGUCAAAGGCCUUUGAUCCCGACUCCCUUUACGCCUCAUUCUGGUCGCUUCAGGAGUGCUUCAGCCAGCCACUCAAGCUCCUGGUCCCGACGCACAUGGCCCACUUCAAGAACAACCUUGGCGCUACCUUGAAGGCUUUCCAGGCCAUCCACAACGGCGAAGGCGCCCAGUCUUCAAAGUCGAUGGAGAACAUGAGGCGGGACUUGAAGCGCAAGAGAGAAGAAGAUGAGGCCGGUGAUGGUCUAGCGACAUUCAACCCCAAAUAUCUCACCAGCAAGGACCUGUUUGAGUUGGAGAUUAGCGAUCUAUCUUUUCGACGUCAUGUCCUUGUCCAGGCUCUCAUCAUCAUCGACUUCAUUCUCUCCCUGACCUCUGGAGCAAAAGAAAAGCUAGCCGGCUUCAACGCCUCAAACAAGUCGGUCAUGUACAACGAUCAGCUCGACGAGGAAAACACAAAGUGGGCAAACGAAAUGAAGACGACCAUAUCAGACUAUCUGAAAAGGGGGCCCGACGGUCCGUACUUUAAUAGGAUGGUUGAGACUGUGCUUGCGAGGGACAAGAACUGGGUAUUUUGGAAGAUGGCCAGUUGCCCGCCCAUUCAGCGGAAACCCGUCUCCACCGAGACCUUCAAAGAGUCCAAAGGCAAUGCACAGCGCAUGGCCACUAGCAAGCGCCUGCGGCCGAACCCGCUAGGUGCCGUGUCGAUGGACUUCAUUCGCGACGACCCUCGCAAGCUCUCCAUGGAUAACCUCCAGGAGGCAGAGAGGUACGCGCUGCCCGAGCUGGACGGCUUCAAGAGGACCAUUGCAAACGACGAGUUCGAAAUAGAAAUGCCGACAAACGAGCAGACCAAGGCCGCUGCCGUUGCGGGCAAGGCGAGCAAAAGCUGGCGAGCUCUUCGGAUAGGCGGACGGUCGAAGCUGGCGGCCUUUGACAGGAUUGACGACUCGAAAAAUAUCGACAGCGUUUUCGAGGAGCUCGUCGAAAUCAACGGCGCCCCUGACGAGGACGCGGCAGACGAGGAGGACAUGCCGCAGAACUGCGAGCCCGUCAUCGUGUCGGGCCUCAAGGGUACCAGCAGGACGGGACUGGUGGAGCAGCUGAAACAGAGGCACAAGGGCGUGUUUGCGACGGUGGUCCGGCACGCGGUGCGAGAGCCUCGCGACGACGAGGUCAGGGGCCAGAGCUUCCAUUUCGUCACGGACCGGGAGUUCGGCCAGCUUCGCGACGGCGAUCGUCUGGUGGAGCACGGCACGCGGGACGGCGUCGAGUAUGGUACCAGCACCAACGCCAUCGAUGCCGUCGCCCAGUCUGGCAAAGUGCCAGUCAUUGAGUUGGAUCUCGAGGCUGCGAAAUUUGCCAGAGAAAUGAACUUCGCAGCCCGCUACGUCCUCGUCGACCCUCCGACGGCCUCCGUCCCCCAAGGGGCCGGUUCCGAGUCCGCGGGCGAUGUCCAGACCACCGUGACCGAGCCGCGGGACGAGACGGGAAAUGCUGCCAAGGACGCGGCCGCCCUGUUCGACAAGAUUGUGGCCGAGUCGGACCUCGAGCGGGCGGCCGAGGACCUCGGGGCGUACGUGUUCGCCGAGCAAGGUUCGCAGUCGCAGCAGGGUGAGAAGAGCAACGCGCCUGUCGAGGCCGAGGUUGGCCUUGAGGACGGAGACACGAGCAUGGCUGACGCUCCGCCAGAAGAGACAGCCAAAGAGGCCGACGACGAUGCGAGAAGCGACCGCACCGAGGAUAGGUGUAUCGAGGUCAGGACGUAA